Molecule: messenger RNA, 865 nt
Organism: Aspergillus fijiensis CBS 313.89
Lineage: Eukaryota; Fungi; Ascomycota; Eurotiomycetes; Eurotiales; Aspergillaceae
Exons: 2
Coding region: 276-734 (152 amino acids)
Source: RefSeq, a predicted model, not a curated record
UCAUUGGAGAGCUCUGAUGAAUAAAUCAACAAAUUACGCGGCAUCCGGCACAACGGGGGCAUUGCACAGGAGAAUCAGGUGGUGAAGCGAAGGCCAUGAAAUGCCUGGUAUGGACAAGCCAGUAGCAUUCGGCAGCCAUGGCACAGGUAAUAUAUUCGAUCAGUCUAUCAGCUUAAUCUCCAGAGAGACCAGAACCAGGUCCAAAAGAAGUGCCAGCAUCGCAAAGGGCUGGAGAGAAUGGGCGUUCAUGUCGAAGAAUUGUUAACUCAUCAUGGAUGAUAGAGGCUGAGCGCCUUGGGAAGGCGGGAGCAGCAGAGAAAGUGGAGGUAGCGCGCCAGCUUAUGAAGGCAAGCAAGCUUUGCCAGGCCGUUGAGCCUCACCUACAGGCUCAUUGCAAGGAGCAGGGAGCGACCAAGGGUGGCGAUAUCGGGGAUGGUCUCGCUGUUAGGGCUGCGAGCUAUCUUGAGGACGGCAUGGAAGCCCUGGAAGAGGACUGUCAAGACUCUGAUAAGCUUAUGGGACCCCUGACCCACCUGUUUGGGCAUAUCAGCCGUGGCGGGGAAUCUCGAAGCUAUGAGAAGUCCCGUCGAAAGGUCUUGAAUGUCAUGAUGCGCAAGAUUGAUAUUGUGGUAAACCCGCUGGAUUUGCCCGAGGUAUUGCGGCGAGAGCUUCCAGAUACCUUAUUAUCGACGAGGCGACUUUCUAUCACGAUCCGGGAUGGUUUUCUGCCUUGACGAAACUUCCUCAAGGAAGUAGCAUCCUUCUCGUCGGAGACUACAGCCAGCUGUCGCCAAUGUGCUUUACACCUCAGGGUCGUGAAGCAUGAUUCAGCUCGGCUGUCGAAAGGCUCAUUGAGAAGGACUAU